Molecule: messenger RNA, 4710 nt
Organism: Meleagris gallopavo (turkey)
Lineage: Eukaryota; Metazoa; Chordata; Aves; Galliformes; Phasianidae
Source: RefSeq, a predicted model, not a curated record
AUGUUUCUACCCGGCUGCGGGGAGCGGAGGGAAGAGAGAAGCUCGGGGCCCCCCGGCCCGGCCCGGCCCCAGCUGGCGGCAAUCCCGGCUCCGGGGGCGGCCCCGCGGUACCCGGCCCGGAGGGGGAUGGGGAUGCGGGAGGAGGAGGAGAAAGGGGGUCGGGAGGGGCGCACAACCCCGGGCCGGAUUUUGGGCCGCGCUGCCCGCCGCCUCUUCGUGGGCACCAACGGGGUCAUCUCCAGCCAAGAUUUCCCAGGUGAAACCCAGUACGUGGAUGACGACUUCCCAACAGAUUUCCCCGUCAUCGCUCCCUUCCUGGCCGACCUCGACACCUCUGGGGGCAGAGGGGACAUCUACUACAGGCAGGACCACACUCCAUCCGUGCUGGAGCAGGCAGCAGGAUACGUGCAUGCUGGCUUUCCGUACACCACCGGCACCUUUGUACCCAGCAGCGUCUUCGUCGCCACCUGGGAGGAUGUGGGAGCCCACGGAGAACCCCCUGGAAAGCUCAACACCUUCCAAGCCAUUCUAGCCUACAAUGAGGAGGACACCUAUGCCAUCUUCCUCUACCCAGAGGGUGGCCUCCAGUUCCUGGGCACGCGGCCCAAGGAGUCCUACAACGUGCAGCUGGAGCUGCCAGCCAGGGUGGGCUUCAGCCGCGGGGAUGGCGACGAUGGGAAGCGAGAGGGGCACUCAUACAACGUGGCCAGCAGCCAGCAGGAACUGCAGCGGCUCGAGCGGGAGAGCAACGUGGGGAUGCCCGGAGUGUGGGUUUUCCAUGUGAGCACCCUGGAGAAUGUGGAGCCAAGGAAUGGCCCCGGUGCAGCGCUGAGUUCUGCGCCCCAUGGCACUGAUGACACCUCGGUGCCCACUGAGCUUUUGGCCCAACCUGGCUCGAGGACAACGUCACCGCAUCCGCACCCCGCGCUGCUCAGCAUCGUCCCCUCAGGACUGCCCGCGUCCCCGCUGGGGCAGGAAUGGAGCCCCAGGCUGCACUUUGGGGAUGCUCCACAAGGCCACCCCGUGUCCUACAGCUCCGGGCAGCACGGUGUGGGCGUGGAGGAGGACGUGCACUUUAACACAAACGUGUUCACCUACAGCGCGGGCAGCAGGGAGACGUGUGCCCAGCACCACGGGCGCUGCUCCCCGCACGCCUUCUGCACCGACUAUGCCACCGGGCUCUGCUGCCACUGCCGGGCUGCCUACUAUGGCAACGGGCGACAGUGCCUGCCCGAAGGGGCCGUGCACCGAUUGAACGGGAAGGUGAGUGGCAGCCUGGUGGUGGGUCGGACUCCUGUCCGCUUCCAGGAUGUCGACCUGCACGCCUACAUCGUGGGCAGCGAUGGCAGAGCCUACACAGCCAUCAGCGGGGUGCCCGCGCCCGCCGCCCGCGCCCUGCUGCCCCUGCUGCCCCUUGGAGGGCUCUUCGGGUGGCUCUUUGCCCUUGAGGAGCCCGGCUCUGAGAACGGCUUCAGCAUUACAGGUGCUGAGUUCACCCAGUACCUGGAGGUGACUUUCUACCCUGGGGAAGAGCAGGUGCACAUCACUCAGACAGCCGAAGGGCUGGGGGCAGACAAUUACUUAAGCUUGAAGACCCACAUUGAGGGCCAGGUGCCUUUUGUCCCAGAGAGCACCAGUGUCCACAUUGCUCCCUACGAGGAGCUCUACCGCUACUCCAGCUCAGCCGUGACGUCCUCUGCUCAUCGCGACUACGUCCUCACCUCGGGUUCCACCAACCAGACCCUGUCCUACCGCCUGCACCAGAACAUCACGGUGACAGGCUGCCCUCACGCCCGCAGCCACCUGCCCACCGUCCAGCAGCUGAGCGUGGCACGUGCCUUUGCCCUCUACGAUGGCCACGAGCAGGUCCUGCGCUACGCCCUCACCAGUCGCAUCAGCUCAACACACGAUGAUGCUGAGGUGCCACCGGUGAACCCAUGCCAUGAUGGCACACAUGCGUGCGAGGAGACGGCGCGCUGCCAGCCUGGCACAGGGCUGGGCUACACAUGCGAGUGUGCAGCUGGGUACCGUGGGGACGGACGGGGCUGCAAAGAUGUGGAUGAGUGUGAGGAAGGCCUCAGCCAGUGUGGCCCUUUCUCCAUCUGCCUGAACGUGCCGGGCAGCUACCGGUGCGAGUGCCACAGCGGCUACCGGCCGGCUGAAGAUGGGCACGGCUGUGUGCUGCCGACCCCCGCAGCUGACCCCUGUGAGGUUGGGAGGCACCCCUGCGCUCCGAGGGACCGGGCGCGCUGCCUGCCCCGUGCCGGGGGUCAGCCUGCCUGCGAGUGCCUGCCCGGGUACGCCGGCGACGGCCGCGUCUGCUCCGAUGUGGAUGAGUGCACCCUAAACCUGUGUCACCCUGCUGCCACCUGCUACAACACGCCGGGUUCAUUCUCCUGCCAGUGCCAGCCCGGCUACGAAGGCGACGGCUUUCAGUGCACUCAUGCACAAAGCAGCACGCAGCGGUUGACGCCGUGUGAGCACGAGCGGCUGUACCCACGGACACCAGGACACGUGCCACAGUGUGAUGAGCAGGGCAGCUACCGGCCCCUGCAGUGCCACAGUGGCAGUGGGUACUGCUGGUGUGUGGAUGCCUCGGGGCAGGAGAUUGCUGGCACCAGGACAGCAGCGGGCAGCACGCCGCCGCGCUGCGGGAACCCAGGUUCCUCCCAGCAGCUGACACCAUGUGAGCACGAGCGGCUGUACCCACGGGCAGUGCCACCGGGCCCCUCACCCGUGGGCAAUGGGCACGUGCCACAGUGUGACGAGCAGGGCAACUAUCGGCCCCUGCAGUGCCAUGGCAGCACCGGGUACUGCUGGUGCGUGGACAGCGCGGGGCAGGAGAUCGCCGGCACCAGGACAGCACCGGGCAGCACGCCGCCGCGCUGCGGGAACCCAGAGCCUUCAGAACGUCCCCCAACCAUGUGCGAGCGCUGGCGGCAGAGCCUGCUGGAGCACUACGGCGGCAGCCCCCGCGGCGACCAGUAUGUGCCACAGUGUGAUGCACAGGGCCACUUCACCCCACUGCAGUGCCACGGGGACAGCGGGUACUGCUGGUGCGUGGACGAGAGCGGCAGGGAGAUCCAAGGCACGCGCUCGGAGCCAGGCAGCCCCCCACCAUGUCUCCCCAGCGUUGCACCGCCCAGCAUCCGGCCUUCGCCGCGUCCCGACGUGUCCCCGCCGGCCGCAGGGACCUUCCUGCUGUAUGCCCAGGGCCAGCAGAUCGGCUAUCUGCCACUCAAUGGCACGCGACUGCAGAAGGAGGCAGCCAAGACCCUGCUCUCCCUGCAUGGCUCCAUCGUGGUAGGGAUUGAUUACGACUGCCGGGAGAAGACGAUCUAUUGGACUGACGUGGCCGGGCGAACCAUCAGCCGGGCAAGCCUGGAGCCAGGCGCUGAGCCAGAGACCAUUAUCAACUCAGGGCUCAUCAGCCCCGAGGGGCUGGCAGUGGACCACCUGCGCAGAGCCAUGUUCUGGACCGACAGCGGCCUGGAUAAGAUUGAACGAGCGCAGCUGGACGGCUCGGAGCGACGGGUGCUCUUCGACACCGACCUUGUCAAUCCUCGGGCCAUCACAGUGGACCCCGUCCGAGGCAACCUUUACUGGACGGACUGGAAUCGAGAAGCACCGAAAAUUGAAACUUCUACUGUCAGUGGAGCCAAUAGGAGAGUGUUGGUGAAUAAAGACAUCGGGCUGCCCAACGGCCUGACGUUCGACCCCUUCUCCAAGCUGCUGUGUUGGGCAGAUGCAGGAACGAAGAAGCUGGAGUGCACGUUCCCUGACGGAGCAGGCAGGCGCAUCAUACACAACAACCUCAACUACCCCUUCAGCAUCAUUAGUUAUGCCAGUCACUUCUACCACACCGACUGGAGACGUGAUGGUGUGAUUGCUGUCAAUAAAGAAACCGGCUCCUUCACUGACGAGUAUCUUCCAGAGCACCGAUCGCAUCUCUAUGGAAUCACAGCAGUUUAUCCCUACUGCCCUGGAGCAAGGAAAUAGCAAUGACAACUUCACACCUAAAAGGACCUCAGACCCAGAAAACUGUCACUGCAUACAAGGGAGAAGCCCUUCACUAAGGCCAAUGAAGCAACCUUCCGUCCUGCAAAAGAUUAUGUGGUUUUGAAGUUAUACCUCAGGUCUUUACUACUGUAUUUUUUUUUUAAAGUGAGAAAUAUUAAUAUUAGAAGAAAUGGUCCUGUGAAUCUUAAGGCCAUUACUCUAACUCUUGCUUAUGCAAGCAAAUUUCAAGUCUAGUUUUCUUAUUCAAAUACUUUAUUUUAUUGGAAGAAGAAUGGAUUUAGAAUGGAUUUUUAAUGGUAUGACAAUCUGACCAUCAGGUCCUUUUAUCCAAAAAUAAGCACAAAUGGGAAGUUUGGGGUGCAGUAUCUUGUCAGAUCUAAGUAACCCACAGCCCUGAAGCCAUGUUCAGAAGUGUGCAGAACAGUUUUGUGAUACAGCAAAGGUGCUGAAGUUUUUUCCAGAAGACAGUUCUGUAUUUUCCACACUGCCUCAAUGCAUGUCUUUUAGUAUUUAUAUUAGAAGAAUAUGCUAGAAGAAUCGAUCUGUUCAUGCUUGUUGGUCCCCCAAGUGCCUUCAUAGACCUACCUACCAUCGACCAAUACAUGUUCAGAAAUACACUUCAAGUUGUUAUGCUUCACUUUUUCUAGGUUAUUUCAUUAAUUGAAUAAAAUGGUUAUGUUUCCUCUUGGA